AUGUCUGAUCACGAACAAGACCAUGAUUUCGCAACCGGAGACGCUGGUGCAUCAGCGACUUAUCCAAAGCAGUGCUCUGCUCUUCGCAAAAACGAAUUCGUUAUGAUAAAGGGACGUCCGUGCAAGAUUGUUGAAAUGAGUACUUCGAAGACUGGCAAGCAUGGACAUGCAAAGGUUCAUAUUGUUGCGCUUGAUAUUUUUACCAAUAAAAAACUGGAAGAUAUUUGCCCAUCUACUCAUAAUAUGGAAGUGCCAGUUGUUAAGCGUAAAGAAUAUCAGCUUCUUGCAAUCAAUGAGGACGGUUUUGUUAGCAUGAUGGAUUUGGAUACUUGUGACACUAAAGACGAUCUUCGUAUUCCGGAAGGUGAACUUGGUGAACAGAUUAAACAAGCAUUCGAAAAGGACGAAAAUGGAAUUCUUGUUACUGUUGUCUCUGCUUGUGGAGAAGAAGUGGUUCUUGGCUGGAAGAAUAUGCCAAACCGUGAUUAAACGAUGAAGAUUAAUUGAUAAGCGGUUGAAGAAGAAAUUUAAAAAUUUGUUUGCUUAAAAAGUGCCGCUAAAAAUAUUUUUGUUACUUUUCGGUUUUUUAAAAUUAUUUUUACUUAAAUUAAAAAUUUGGGAAGGGUUUUAAAGUUAAAUUGAUUAUUUUUUAUUUGUUGACCGAAAAGUUUCAAUAAUAAUAUUAGAGAAAAACCACCAAUCCAAACGGGAAAGACGCUCUCCUUAAAAAUUG
This is a messenger RNA of Meloidogyne enterolobii, 733 nucleotides long. The record is from the annotation of a GenBank genome assembly. Lineage: Eukaryota; Metazoa; Nematoda; Chromadorea; Rhabditida; Meloidogynidae.